Messenger RNA from Mangifera indica (mango), 348 nucleotides. Its product is annotated as probable LRR receptor-like serine/threonine-protein kinase At3g47570. Lineage: Eukaryota; Viridiplantae; Streptophyta; Magnoliopsida; Sapindales; Anacardiaceae. Gene Ontology annotation, biological process: protein phosphorylation. Gene Ontology annotation, molecular function: protein kinase activity; ATP binding. The transcript has a single exon. The record is from RefSeq and is a predicted model, not a curated record. Bases 1 to 348 code for a protein of 115 amino acids.
AUGAUAGAUGUUGCAUCAGCUCUUGAAUAUCUCCACCAUAAGUAUUCAACACCAGUCAUCCAUUGUGAUUUGAAGCCUCAAAAUAUCUUAUUAGAUGAAGAUAUGACUGCCUAUGUGAGUGAUUUUGGCAUUGCCAGGCUCUUAGACGAAGGAGAUUCAAAGACACGAACCCUUACACUAGCGGAUGCUAAUCUGUUAAGAGAUGAGAAUGGUUUUGCUGCCAAAGUGAAUUGCAUGUUAAGCAUCAUGAAUUUGGCUUUGAAUUGUUUCAUGGAAUCACCUGAACAGAGGAUCAAUAUGAAAGAUGCCUUGGCAAAACUCAAGAAGAUCAGAUUGCAGUUUCAGUAA